Striga asiatica is the source of this 1779-nucleotide messenger RNA. The record is from the annotation of a GenBank genome assembly. Lineage: Eukaryota; Viridiplantae; Streptophyta; Magnoliopsida; Lamiales; Orobanchaceae.
UCUGUUUUUUUUUUUUUUUUGGGGGUCGGGAAAUGCCAAGCAUUGGUGUGAAAUUAUACAGCGUCUUCUUCAAAUUAAUGCUGAAGCAUCGCUUGCAGAGCCGGUUGCAGUCGCCGGAAAACGACGCUGGCGGCGGCUCCUCCUUCGGUGUUACCUCGCGUCCGGAUGAGGAAACCGCGGCCGCCGCCAAUCCCUCCUUCACCGACGGCGUCGCCACCAAGGAUGUCCACAUCGAUCCCGUUACAUAUCUCUCCGUCCGCGUUUUCCUUCCCGAUACCUGCCUCCAUUCCCCCGAGACACGUACGAGAUCCCGGGCCGGAUCAUCGAGCCCCAGAUCGGAUCUGAAUCAAGCUACAACACGCCGGUACAGUUACGGAUCUUUGGCCGGCAUGCCUGGCUCCGGCAGCAACAACAGACGAAAUAGCUACGGAAAUAGCGUAGAGGACAGUUUGAUAUCCGACAACGGGAUUUACAGAGGAUACAAUCCGGUCAGCCAAAACCGCCGCCGGCUGCCGGUGAUGCUGCAGUUCCAUGGCGGGGGCUUCGUGAGCGGCAGCAAUGACUCGGCCGCCAACGAUUUUUUCUGCCGGAGGAUCGCGAGGCUGUGUGACGUGAUUGUGCUGGCAGUUGGGUACAGGCUGGCGCCGGAGGAUAAGUACCCGGCGGCAUUUGAGGAUGGGAUGAAGGUGGUGCACUGGCUCGCAAAGCAGGCGAAUCUGGCAGAGUGUAGCAAAACUUUGGGGAGCUCGAGAGGUGUGGAUUUGAGGAGAUCGGAGGGUAGCUGGCAGGUUUCAGAUGCGUUUGGGGCUUCCAUGGUGGAGCCGUGGCUGGCUGCUCAUGGGGAUCCAUCCAGAUGUGUACUCCUGGGCGUGAGCUGCGGAGCAAACAUAGCCAACCACGUGGCCCGAAAGGCAGUCGAGGCCGGCAGACUCGUUGACCCGGUCAAAAUAGUGGCCCAAGUCCUCAUGUACCCUUUCUUCCUCGGAAGCAUACCCACACGCUCUGAAAUCAAACUCGCAAACUCCUACUUUUACGACAAGGCCAUGUGCCUGCUCGCAUGGAAGCUAUUCUUGCCGGAAAACGAGUUCAGCUUGGACCACCCGGCGGCCAACCCGCUGGCCCCAUGCCUGGCGGGCCCACCCCUGAAAAAAAUGCCGCCAACUCUGACGGUGGUGGCGGAGCACGACUGGAUGAGGGAUCGAGCGAUUGCCUACUCGGAGGAGCUGCGUAAGGUUAAUGUGGAUGCGCCUGUUUUAGAGUAUAAGGACGCGGUCCACGAGUUUGCCACGCUGGACAUGCUGCUCAAGACGCCUCAGGCUCAGGCGUGUGCUGAGGAUGUCGCUAUUUGGGUCAAGAAGUAUAUCUCGCUCAGGGGUCACGAGUUCUCUUACUGACUGGUAAAAAUUCUUUACUCGGGGGGGACUCUGUGAAUUUUGUUUCUUGUUUCUUGUUUUUUUGUUUUUGCAUUUUUUAUUUUUAUUUUUGGUUUGGCGGGGGUUUUGGUGUUGAGAUGUGUACCUGCUUUGUUAGAUGCUAGAUGAUUGAGAUGGAGAUGUUAUUUGUUGAUUGAAUUGUGUUUGGGGAUUGGCUUGUACAUGUGAGAUGAUAAUCGGAAGAGAAGAAAACGAAAGGAUAUUGUAAUCGCGAAACGGAAAUUAAUUUUGCAUCUUGCUGAGAAACAUAUUUUUGCCUUGUCGUUCUGUACAAAGUAAACAGUGGUUCUAUUUAUGUUAAAUCUUUGAUGGCAUGUGGCGAUGACAUAAAAUAAUAUAAUUGGCC